UACUUCAAGAUUACUGCUCCUCAGCUUGUAAGAGAAAAUCCCCCAUGUGCAGGGCUCUGCCCUGGAUCAUUGCUGCCAGCCAAACUCCCUCUUUUCCAGGAAAGGGCUCAUCCCCUUGACAAAGAAGAGGCUCUUCACAGUCCUCUUCUUGAUGAUCCUAGCGGCUUUUGGUGAGUAUUUGCCUGUUGCCAGUGGAGGCAUGGAGGCAGAGAAUGCGAGCUUCAGAGUGAGAGAGAGGUGCUGGUGGGGCCCUUCCAACCCCUCCAUGUCUGAAGCUCAGGGAGCUUCUGAGAUGUCCAUGAUGCAACCAGCCCCAGAGCCAACAGCUGAAACAGGUGCAGAGCCUAUGAUGCUCACCACAGAUGGGAGGAGAUACGGUCUGUAGCUGUGGGGCUCCAAGCACACCUGGAAGCUAGGAGUGUGCAGAGCCCUCCGGCAUGGGGAGAGGGUCUCCACUUGUAGUACCAACCCUUCUCUGCAUCCCUAUGUCCUCAGCCAGCCUCUUGCCAUCCUGCUGUGGGAGGGGACCAUGUGACUACAGGGAUCAUUAGAAACCCUGAUAUAAUACCUCUUUUGGUGAUGUGAAUUACAGCUGGUGCCUUCUGUGGGACCUCGACGGUGAUGUGGAUGCUGCAGACAGCAGGUCUGCCACAGGUCAGUGACUGCAGCUGUGGGACCGUAAAGUCCCACAGAGGAGCACUGGUGGAGGUGGGUGCAUGGGUAAAUAGCCCAGUCCCUCCAGUUCCAGGCAGUGACAUAGAGAAUCAGCCGCAGCUUCUGCCAUGACUCUGGAAAGCCCUGGCAGUUCUGGGGACUCAGGAGAGCCUUUUCCUUUCAGGUACUGCUGGGGGAGCCUGCAGCUGACCUGUAUUCCUUUCGAAAUAUGCUUGCUCUGGCGCGGAAAAAAAUGGACAACAUGCAACAUCUGAGAGAUGAACUGGCAAGCCUGGCUGCAGAGAUCAACACUGUGAAGAAGGAAGCUCAGCAACUGAGAGAAGGGAUGUCUGCAAUCACACAGAUGUCUGGCUGGGCUGUGAAAAGCACAAGGGCUGCCAUCAACCUGCAGAGAUCAUCCAGCAGCUCUGCAUGGCUCUGCAGGAUGUUUUGGUUCCUGUGUAUUCCACCCAUUCUGGAUACCUUUGUGCAGCCUGAUUCUUCCCCGGGAUACUGCUGGCCUUUCCAAGGGUCUGAGAGUGAGGUGCUAAUCCAGUUGCCUGCAAAAGUACGACCAACGGCCAUCACCGUACAGCACACCUUAAAGACAGACUCUCCGCUGAGGACUAUCAGCAGUGCCCCGCGAAAUUUCAUAGUCUAUGGACUGAAUGAAGGAGGCAAAGAUGAAACUCCGCUUGGGACAUUCACCUACACUGCACAGGAAGAGGUUAUCCAGACCUUCCCUUUGCAGGAUGAGAUGAGAGACUUCCAUUUCUUGAAGCUUGUCGUACAGAGCAACUGGGGAAAACCAGGCUACACCUGUAUUUAUCGAGUGCAGGUGCACGGGAAGGUGGAUGGAACCAGUGCCAUCAGCCAGAUUUCAGAUGUGAGGAACUCACUUCAGUAAGAAUUAAAGAGGAAAAUGGAGAAAGGAGGAGAGUGAUUGGCCGUUAGUCUGGGGCACAGCAAUGUCAGUGGCCUUCUCACAGCUGCCAACCACUGCCUUUCGCAGGCCAAGGCCUUCCUCAAGCUUUUCACUUUCUCUCCACCACAGGAAUGUUUCUUAAGUGACCAAAAGGAGACAACAUUCCCAUUGCCUUUUCUUGCCUAGUUCCUUGACAAAAUCUUUUGUGGGUCAUGAUCAUCAAAGCACGGGCCCAUUCCAUUCACACAGCACCUUGACUCUGGGGACGGGGUCCAGUGGGGCCCCGCACAGGGUGCAGCCAAGUCUGCAUGAGGUG
This is a messenger RNA of Pezoporus flaviventris, 1895 nucleotides long. RefSeq names its product SUN domain-containing protein 5-like. NCBI's taxonomy places the organism in Eukaryota, Metazoa, Chordata, Aves, Psittaciformes, Psittacidae. Gene Ontology annotation, cellular component: nuclear envelope; meiotic nuclear membrane microtubule tethering complex. The record is from RefSeq and is a predicted model, not a curated record. Gene Ontology annotation, biological process: nuclear envelope organization. The coding region runs from base 884 to 1561 and encodes 225 amino acids. Gene Ontology annotation, molecular function: protein-membrane adaptor activity. The transcript is spliced from 7 exons.